Messenger RNA from Thecamonas trahens ATCC 50062, 4818 nucleotides. RefSeq lists its product as uncharacterized. Bases 1 to 4818 code for a protein of 1605 amino acids. The record is from RefSeq and is a predicted model, not a curated record. NCBI's taxonomy places the organism in Eukaryota, Apusomonadida, Apusomonadidae. The transcript has 4 exons.
AUGGCCGACAGCCGAGGCGGCCGACGGCGAGGACGGGUGCCUGCCAACACGCUCGCUGAUCCGAUUGUGGCAGACGAGUUUCUGGCGGUGGGGCAAGGCGAAGAUGCGGCGAUGGAGAGCGGGCAACGGAUGGUCGAGGCUGUGGAGGCGAAGAUCGGGUCCGUCCUCUUUGCCUGCCUCCUCGGAUCGCGCGGAUACAACGUGGCCCUGCCCGAGUCGGACGCCGACAUGGUCAUGGUUGCUGCCUUUGAAGCUGAGAGCCAUUGGGGCGUCGAUGCCCCGCUCCCCACCGUCCACCAUGCGCUGCCGGACCAGAUCGCCGACUACGUGGUGUACGACGUGGCUGCCUUUGCCGACCUCGCCCGCUCCGCCGACAUGCAUGCGCUCGAGCCGCUCUUCCAGGUCCCGGCCAUGGUCGUCCGCACAAGCCCACCCUUUGCCGCCCUGGCCGCCAGGCGGAGCGAGCUUCUCCUUCGUGGCGACGGUGGCCGUGCCGUCGUCGCCAAGUGCGUCUCCGAGGCGCUCGGCCGCCGCGGCGCGGCUCAGACCGACGCCCUCUUUGCCAAGCUGGCCGUGACCGAACCCGGGCCCAAGGCCGACGGCCUCCGUGACAUGCUCCGCAAGAAGCUCUACGUACAGGCCGCGCUGAUGGCGCGUGCGCUCUCGGUGGCAGACACCGGCGAGCUCACCGUCUUCCUCCCGACAUCCUCGCCGGCACAGCUCUUUGCCGCCGGCAUCCGCAGUGGUGACGUGCCGCUUGACCUCGCCCGGGCUCGGAUCCGGAGCAUGGUCGAUGAGGCCACGGCCUGGCUUGGCCCUGAGUGUGAUGACGGGCUGCAGAGUGCCGGCCUGCCGGACGAGCUGGACACAUGGCUGGCCGAGUGGGUCGUGGCGACGAGGAUCUCGCACGGCUUCAGCGACGCAACCAUGUCCGCAGCCGGCCGCGGGCCCGGCACCAUCGGACGAGUGGCGACCGUUGCCACUGCCGACGGUCGAUCGCUGGAGCUUGUCCAGGCCUCUCCCGCGGCGAUGCUCCGGGGUGAGCCGCUGAAGCUUGCUGACGGCGCCAUGGAGAUCGGCGCGUUUGCCAAGGGCGUUGUCGAGCAGAGCGUGCCGUGGCUCAUCGGGGUGGUGGCGGCGAGCAGUGGCGGUUGCUCUCCGGAAAAUCCGCUUGCUCCUUUCAUGGCCGACUGGCUCGAGGUUGAGGCAGCUACCGCAGCAUGGAACGCGCUCGUCGGCGCCGCCAAUGUGCUUUACUCCGACGUGACCGGCAUCCGAGCUGCCGGCGGGCGGCGGCAAGACCUGCCACCGUUUGUCUGGCUCACUGGUGAGCGCAUUGCUGUCCUGGCUGUGCUGUGGGAGUGCGCGACGCGGUGGGCAUGGCUGGCCCCGGCCGCCGACGUUGUCGCAGCAGCCGCACGCGCGCUUGCGGCAGACGACGCGCCUUCCGCCUUUGGCGUCGUCAUGGACGAGGCUACCAAGACAGUCCUUACGCCACUGCUCCGGCAGCACUCGCGCCGCCUCCGCGAUGCCGGCGCCCGAGAGGUGUACAUGAUCGAUGCCGGCAAUAAUGGCUGUGGCAUGUGCUCCAUCGACGGCCUCUGCCGCGAAGUCGCUCCGCCCGACCGUGGCGCCCGCCCGCGAUGGUACCGAUCAUGCCCGGCAUGGGCUGCCACCCCACCCGCCUGCGUCCAGCUGCGGAGCCUCGCCCACGGCUCGAUGGUCAACGACACACUCCCUGCCGAGUCAGCGACUCGGCAGCAAUCCCGCGAUCACAUCUGGGUUGUCAACCUGCCGUCCAAUCUGAUUGCGCUCGAUCUUGCUCUCUCCACUCUUGACUUGGCCGCAGACAUGCUUGCCUCGUAUGAUGUGGCGCCGUCGACGGCACUGUUCAACGCCUCGACGUCACGCCUUCAGCUCACCGCAAGCCAUCUCGCCGGCCUCCGCUGGCCCAGCACCGUCUUUAUUCGCAUCCGUCCGCUUACUCCCGCCGCCGUCGACUACGCCAUCGCUGCGCAGGUCGACUCUCUCCCGCCGCCGCCCUCUGCCGAGGUCCUUGCCGAGUACUCGUCGUCCAACAGCGAGACCCGGUCUCGUCUAGUCAUCCUCAUCGUGGCAGUUGCCGCCCUCACCCUCAUCUGCUGCGCCACUGUAUUUGCCGCCUGGUGGGCGACCGUAGCAACGUCGGUGCCGGCCUCUCCCGCACCGACAGCAGCGCCCAUCCUGUGGCACGAGCGUUCGCUGCCCUUUCUUCCAUCGGCACUCUUUCUCGUCGCCGACCUCUCUCGCGCCCGCAAAGGCCUUGCCGCCGCCACCGUUCACCCUGACUCGGCCGGCACUGUCGUCCUUGUCCACCCCCGAUACGCACCUGCUAUCGCCUCCAUCCUCUUCCACCGUGAUCUCGGCACCGUUGGCGAUCUUUGCGCCUCCUCCUUUGCCACCUUUCUCGACUCGACCUCGAGCACUUGCACCGACGCAUCUCCAACACCAUGGUGGGGCUGGGUCUACCUGCUCGUGCCCUACGCCACUGCCGCCGCCACCGCCUUCUUCACCUUUGCUAUCUACGACUCGGUCCAGGCUAAGCGCCGCCGCGCCACCGCCACCGCCACCGCCGCCGCCGCCGCCGCCGCCACCACCGCCAACGACGCCGCCGCCGCCAUCACCAACGACGCCGCCACCGAUCCCGCCAUUGCUGCGUUCACCGCGCGACAGCUCUCACAAGCCUCGCGCCAGUCGAUGGCCUUUCUCCGAUGGAACUUUCUUGUCACUCUCUCGUUUAUCAUCCAUUGUGUGCUACUGGCGGCACCAAGGAUGUUCUUCCCGCCCUCAACGCCAUCGCCAUCGCCAUCGCCAUCGCCUAUGUCUCCCAUUCCGUCGCUCUUUGCUUUCUUUCAUCUUGACGUCCUUGUUUACGUCAAUGCCAUGCAUGCUGUCUUUGUUGUCGGCGUCGCAUCGCUGUUUUACCACUCGCGACGGCUGCACUACUGGUGGAUGCAGGUAGUUGGCCACGCGUUUGUCACUGCUGCUGCAUGGGCCUCGCUCGCAGACCUGCUCAUCGGCCCCUUUGCUUACGGUUGCCCCGGCUGGCUGCCGGCGCUCUUUGUAACUGUGGCGCAUGUGAGCCUCGCCACUACAUGCCUCACCCAAGCUCUCCGCAUCCGCAACGUCAUCAGCCCGCCCGACCACGAGUCGGAGCGCGAUCUUGCGGUUGCUUCCGCCCUACAGACUGCCCCGCCGCAGCUACUUGCUCUUGCGCGCCAGGCCCGCCUGGCGGUCGGUCUGCAGUCCGCAUGGUACGUCGUCGAGAUUCUCGCCACUCCGCUUGUGGCCCGCAUCGUCGGCCCAGCCUCGGCAAUGGCGCUCGCAUCGGCUGCUUCCUCACCCUGGGCCUUUGAGCUCGCGCUCCGUGCUCUAGUCGAGGGCUACAACGGCGCCAUCCACAAGGCCAUCGUCCUCUCGCAAGGCUGCCACGCUGUCACCGCGCUACGGCCCGCACUGCUGCAGGUCUUUAGCUUUGCCAACGGGCUCUUUACCGCCUACUACGCCGUCCAGCUUGCCGCAACUGUCCAUGCUGCCGUCGCCACUCCUUCCCGCUGUGACCGAGUAUUAGCUCUCAACGCAUGUGCACUCGGCCUGCGAGUUGUUAUUAACGCCGUCGCCACCUGGCGAUGUGUUGCCCUCCGUGCCGCCGUUAUCUGCCGCUUUACUCAGGCAUCUGUCCCGCACACCGUCGUCGGGCCUGGCACUGACGUUGUCCGCGGGCGGUCACUGCUGACAAUGGCACGCGCGCUGGCAUCUGCCAAGCUCCAUCGCCCUGCAUGGCGCACCGCGCUGGCGGGCUUGGCCGCAACCUUGCUUUUCGGCCUAUGGCAGGGCGAGUGCAUCGCCAUUGUUCUUGCUGGCGCUCGAGCUGGGGCAGCCCCGCAGGGCCUCGCCCUCGCCCUCAACUUUGCCAUCCAUGCCGUCGCCCUCUACCACCUGCAGUUCUUCAAGAUUGCCGAGUCGCAGAGCGUCUUUGCCAACCGUCGCCGGCUGCACUACUGCCUCGCUGGGCUUCUUGCGCUGGUCUCGAUCUCGCAAGCGACAUCCAUGCUUAUCUCGUGGCCGACUCGCAGCGAGCUCUGGUUCCGCUUCGCCACCGCCUUUGUCGCCCUCCGCGGUGCUCUUGCUGCCGGUCUUGGUCUCGCCUUCUUCUUCCUUGACCUCUCGCCGGCAUCGGACCAGCCAGCUCGCGAGCGCGAGGCUCUCGUCGCUCUUCUCGACUACUCGAGCUCGGACUCGGACGCGCCGCCUGGCCCGGAUCCGUUGUCGGCGCUCGCCAUUGCGCUUCCGGCCGCAAACACCCCAACAACCUACACCGAGGACGAGGGCCAGGCCAUGCUGGAUGCGGCUCCUGUGCCGGCAGCUGCCGUUGUGCGCCGCCGCGGCGUCGGUCUUGCGCUUCUCUAUGCGCUCCUCGCGCUCUUUUGUGUCGUCGCGUUCAUCAACGCCGCGCUCGCCACGCCCUGUGACUUUGGCGCCGCCGAGGCCCAUGCCGGCGGCUACGGCGUCAUCUUCCACUUUGCCUUUCUCGUCUCCGGCUUUGGCUACCGCGGCGUCCGGUACUUUAACACCACCAACCUCGUUGUCGUCGGCCUCAACUCGGGCUCGUUUGCCGCCAUCAACGCCGCUCUCGCCGUCCUCGCUCACCCUCCGCUCGCCGUCGCCGCUCUCGCCGCCGCAUCCGCAUUUGUCGGCGCCGCUGCUUCGGGCUACGGGUGGUCACUUCGCGCCUGGGUGCUCCGCCACAGCCUCCCAGACAUCUCUCCAAUCUGGUGA